CUAGAACAGAAUUCCAACUGAAUUGAAACUGUGCUGCAAACUCGACAGAAGGACUCAGGAUCAAGUACUUGAACUCGGAGCACGUCUAUAAAAACGCUAUGCGGCGGCAGCUGCUUGUGAAGCCAACGAAGGCGGCGCGUUGAGCACGUGAAAGCCUUGAAAAAAUGUGCUCGUCCGCUUGCAUGACAAUUGUAGCGUGCAGGCAUUUAGACAUCGCAGCAACAACGUCAGACAGCGCAGUUGAGCGCAGCGUACGUGAAGUGUGUGCUAAGAACUUAAGGCAGAAGCAGACAUAGAGACAGGAAGGAGGAAACUAACCCACUAACACUAACACUAACACAUGCACAGAGCACAAGCUUAGCACCUGCAGAAAGGCGUAGACAGCCCACAAAGACAUAGAGCAACGCACGGAAUAACUAAUUCGCUUCAACUGCCAUUUAAAUAUGAAAAUUUAUACUCGCUGAUAAUUAAAAAACAAAAGGGCGAAAAUCUUUACAACAGCAAAUAAAUAAAUAUAUCGAAUCGUAACGCGACUGAAUAAACCGGAAAAUAAGGCCACGCCACAAACAGCGAUAUUGUGGUCAGUUGUACAACAACAACAACAACAACGGACAGCAGCAACAACAAGCAAAGGCUGCAGCACAUAAAGUGAUUCAACUGCAGCAACAAUAUUGCAUCAUCGCCAUUUUGACCAAUAUUAAUAAUGGUAAUGUUGCUGCAAUUCAAGCGACAACUGCCGGCAGCAGCAGCAACAGCAACAGCAGCAGCAACAACAACAUCAGCAACAGUAUCGAGAACGAGAAGAAAAUCCCGUGGCACAGCAAGGCAACUUGUGGUGGUGUUGCUGUUGCUUCUGUUGCAUGUUUGUGGCAGCCGAGGCGCUGGCAUCAGCUACAACACUGGCAGCAGCAUAUCUGGCAAUUUGAGUGCCACACAGCGUGGCAAUGCGGCAACAAGUAGCAGCGGCGGUCUUGUAUUGAUCGGCUCCAGCAGCGCCACGGGCAACACUGGCAACUCUGGCAACUCGGCCACCUCCAGUUCGGUGCCCUCAUUAUCGCUCACUUCAUCAUCGUCAGCGUCAGCGUCAGCGUCAUUAUCAGCGUCGUCGGCAGCGUCUUCAGCUUUCGCAACAUCAACAAGCAGCAGCAGUUCGUCAUCAUCCGCGUCAAGUGGCAACCGCAGCAGUAGACUAACUAGCAGCAGCAACAGCAACAACAACAUAAAUCAUGAUCAAUUACCCGCACAGCUCUCAUCGCGCAUCAUCCACACACGCAACGGCGCCAUCUCGGGCGUAAUUGUCCAAUUAGAUGGACGGCAUUUGGAUCCGGUUGAGGCGUAUCGCGGAAUACCCUACGCCUCCCCGCCCGUCGGCAAUUUGCGUUUCAUGCCCCCCGUCUCCGCGGCCAUGUGGUCGGGCGUCAAAAAGGCGGACAGAUUUAGUCCGGUUUGUCCACAACGCCUCCCGGACAUUCACAAUGAGACGGCGGCUCUGGAGCGCAUGCCCAAGGGCCGAUUGGAGUAUCUGAAGCGAUUGCUGCCCUAUCUGCAAAAUCAAUCAGAGGAUUGUCUUUAUCUAAAUAUUUAUGUGCCCAUACAAGUGGGUUCUCGGGACGCAACGAACAGUGGCGGCUCCACAGGCAGCAGCAGCAGUUCUGGCAGCUCUUCAUCAUCGUCAUCGUCAUCGUCCUCGACAGGUCCGGCUAAGUAUCCGGUGCUGGUGUUUGUGCAUGGCGAGUCAUAUGAAUGGAACAGUGGCAAUCCCUAUGAUGGCUCUGUACUUUCCAGUUAUGGACAAAUUUUGGUGGUAACCAUAAAUUAUCGCCUCGGAGUGCUGGGCUUUCUGAAUGCCAACACGGAUCGGUAUUCGAAGCUGCCCGCCAAUUACGGGCUAAUGGACAUCAUUGCGGCACUGCACUGGCUGAAGGAGAACAUUGCUGCCUUUGGCGGGGACUCCAAUAGCAUCACACUGGCAGGACAUGGCACUGGAGCAGCCUGUGUGCACUUCUUAAUAUCAUCCAUGGCAGUGCCAGAGGGUCUCCUCUUCAAUCGGGCCAUUCUCAUGUCCGGCUCGGGUCUAGCGCCUUGGUCUUUGGUCAGCAAUCCGGCCAAGUAUGCUGCCAUUGUGGCACAUCACGUUAACUGCGCCUCGGACCUGCCACAUGCUCAUCUAAUGAAAUGCUUGAGGGAGAAGACCCUCGAGCAGCUGCUCAGUGUCCCCAUACGACCGCCAGAAUUCGGUUUUGCCUUUGGGCCCAGCAUCGAUGGUGUUGUCAUCGAUGGCGGUGACUACGUACCACCUCCUCCCGGUUCCCCAGCCGCCCAGGCUCAGGCUCAGGCCUCCACCGCCGCUGGCAACGGACUCGGCGGUGAGGCAGGAAUUGCUGCGGCUGGUGGUUGGGGCACUCCAGGUCAGCUCGAGAAUAUCGUAUUAAUGAGAAAAACUGCCAUUAACAAGUUGUCAAGAUACGACCUGAUGGCUGGUGUGACACGUGCCGAAGCCUUUUUCAGCUUCAAUUCGGGAGACGUGCAAUAUGGCAUCGAGGCGGAUCGACGCUCGAGAAUUUUAAAGGCCUACGUACGGAACACGUACACAUUUCAUUUGAACGAGAUAUUCGCAACGAUUGUCAAUGAAUACACCGACUGGGAGAGACCGGUGCAGCAUCCAAUUAAUAUCCGAGAUGAAACCUUGGAGGCUUUAAGCGAUGCUCAGGUUGUUGCCCCGGCGGCCCAGACCGUCGAUUUGCAUUCAGCGGAUCAUCGCAAUUCGUAUCUCUAUGUUUUUGACUAUCAGACGCGGUUCGGUGACUAUCCACAGCGUCAGGGAUGCAUACACGGCGAAGAUUUACCAUACAUCUUUGGUGCACCACUUGUCGGUGGUUUUAACCACUUCACUCGCAACUAUACGAAAGCCGAAAUCAGUCUAUCGGAAGUUGUAAUGUUUUACUGGUCCAACUUUGUACGCACCGGCAAUCCAAAUGAACAAAUGGAAACGGAGCACGGCAGUCGACAGGAGCGCAGUCGCUAUAAGACCAUUGAGUGGACGGCCUAUGAGAGUGUGCACAAGAAGUAUUUAAAUUUCGACACGAAGCCAAAACUGAAGAAUCACUAUCGCGCACAUCGUCUCUCCUUCUGGUUGAAUCUAAUACCCGAUCUGCAUAAGCCGGGGGGAGACAAUGUGCCCGCUGCCCAUCAUCAGCUGCAUGAUGACGAUGAUCUGGACAACAACAUUGCCAACGAUGCCUCGGUGAAGCCAUUGAACCCAUCAUACACCUCGAGGGGAGCCAAUGCGGCGGCGAUGGGCAACUUUACAAUAUUCACGAAUCAGGUCUUCUCGCUGCUGAACCUCAGCUCGCCCUCGUCCUCGCUGCAGCGGAAUGGCACUCGCUACGGCGCCGGAAAGAUCUAUCCGGAUGACAUGCUGGAUGCGGAACAUGCUGGCGGUGCGGCGAGUGCCUCGCAGGAUGGCGAUGGCUUUGCCGCGUACUCGACGGCGCUGAGUGUUACCAUUGCCAUCGGCUGCUCACUGCUGAUACUCAAUGUGCUGAUCUUUGCGGGAGUCUACUAUCAGAGGGACAAGACGCGCCUGAGUGAGCCGCGGACUCAGACGAAGCUGAAGCGGCAGGAGAAUGGACAAAUGCCGAACAAUAUCUGCGGCGAUCUGGAAACGUUAACUAUACACGCAAAAAGCGAUCCGGCAACCAUAUUAUCGCAUCAUCAUGCCAUGCAGCACCAUCAGCUGCCGCCGCCGGAGUUUGCUGAUAUACCGCAUCGUGCACCGCCGCCGCCCAAGCACAUGAAGUCCUCAAUGCAGGAUGUUGGGGGUCAAAGUACGGGCGGGGGUGGAGGUGGUGGUGGGGGUAUGUUGCCGCCGCCACAUGCCCUGCAGGUGCUGGGGAAUCAGUGUGGCACGCUGACCAAAAAGAGCUGCAUGAAGCAAACACAGGCAGCCCAAGCGCAACAGCACUCGCCCGCCCAGCAGCAACAUGUCGUGACGCAUCAGCAACAUCUGCAGAAUCAUCAUAAUCAAAGCAUGACCACGGUGCUGACCACUGCAGGCGGACUGAUGCCAGUGCCAACGCCGCCCACAGUGCCAGUUAUUGUGGCAACUACAACGCAGCAGCAUGCACAACAACAACAACAGCAUCAGCAGCAGCAGCAACAAUCUCAGCAACAGCAACAAUCUCAGCAACAGCAACAUCCGCUGAUGGAUGAGCUUCGUGUGUGACAUUAAUUGACGGUGCGUUUCAAAUGUGAUCUAUAAACUAAGAUCUCAAGGCGCACAGUCUACAAACUGUUUCAAAUGCGUGUGUGAGUGUGUGUAUGCAAUUAGUCAGUUAACUGUGUUCAAAUAAAUGUUCAUAGUUCGCUCUA
This is a messenger RNA of Drosophila innubila, 4371 nucleotides long. It is a transcript of the gene Nlg3, whose product is annotated as neuroligin-4, Y-linked. Gene Ontology annotation, molecular function: neurexin family protein binding; signaling receptor activity. NCBI's taxonomy places the organism in Eukaryota, Metazoa, Arthropoda, Insecta, Diptera, Drosophilidae. The coding region runs from base 704 to 4225 and encodes 1173 amino acids. Gene Ontology annotation, cellular component: postsynaptic membrane; cell surface; synapse. The transcript is spliced from 13 exons. Gene Ontology annotation, biological process: presynaptic membrane assembly; neuron cell-cell adhesion; synaptic vesicle endocytosis. The record is from RefSeq and is a predicted model, not a curated record.